UUUGUCCUGAAUGACAUGGUUAGCGUAAACCAUCCCUGUGGCCCAGGGUCUCAGUUUCCUGUCAACAUGGGGGACUCCCGCAUGGAUGCCGGCGCCACCGUAUCAGAGACUGUGGCCGAAGAAGUGUCUCUUCUCAGCAUGACGGACAUGAUUCUGUUUUCCCUCAUUGUGGGCCUCCUGACCUAUUGGUUCUUCUUCAGAAAGAAAAAAGACGAAGUCCCAGAGUUCACCAAAAUUCAACCAGUGACUUCCUCUGUCAGAGACAGCAGCUUUGUGGAAAAGAUGAAGAAGACGGGCAGGAACAUCAUCGUGUUCUACGGCUCCCAGACGGGGACGGCGGAAGAGUUUGCCAACCGCUUGUCCAAGGACGCCCACCGCUACGGGAUGCGGGGCAUGGCUGCAGACCCCGAGGAGUAUGACUUGGCCGACCUGGGCAGCCUGCCAGACAUCGAGAACUCCCUGGCCGUGUUCUGCAUGGCCACCUAUGGUGAGGGGGACCCCACAGACAACGCCCAGGACUUCUACGACUGGCUCCAGGAGACUGACUUGGACCUCACUGGAGUCAAGUAUGCGGUGUUUGGUCUUGGGAACAAGACCUAUGAGCACUUCAAUGCCAUGGGCAAGUACGUGGACAAGCGGCUGGAGCAGCUCGGCGCCCAGCGGAUCUUUGAGCUGGGGAUGGGCGAUGACGAUGGGAACCUGGAGGAGGACUUCCUGACAUGGCGUGAGCAGUUCUGGCCGGCCGUGUGCGAGCACUUCGGGGUGGAAGCCACUGGAGAGGAGUGCAGCAUUCGCCAGUAUGGGCUGGUGGUCCACCCAGACAUAGACCCGGCCAAGGUGUACGUGGGAGAGAUGGGCCGUCUGAAGAGCUACGAGAACCAGAAACCCCCCUUCGAUGCCAAGAAUCCCUUCUUGGCUGCUGUCACCGCCAACCGGAAGCUGAACCAGGGAACGGAGCGCCACUUCAUGCACCUGGAAUUAGACAUCUCAGACUCCAAACUCAGGUAUGGAUCUGGGGACCAUGUGGCCGCUGCCCCGCCCCCCGUGCGCGGCCGGCCUCGGGGCGGGGGGGGGGGGGGGGGCCAGCGGCAAGGGGCCUCGGGCGCGCUCUCACCCCUGCCCCGCCCCCGCCAGGUCCACCCCAACUCCGUGCACAUCUGUGCGGUGGCCGUGGAGUACAAAACCAAGUCCGGCCGCGUCAACAAAGGUGUGGCCACCAGCUGGCUGCGGGCCAAGGAGCCCGCCGGGGAGAACGGCGGCCGGGCCCUGGUGCCCAUGUUCGUGCGCAAGUCCCAGUUCCGCCUGCCCUUCAAGGCCACCACGCCGGUCAUCCUGGUGGGUCCCGGCACCGGGGUGGCCCCGUUCAUCGGCUUCAUCCAGGAGCGGGCCUGGCUGCGGCAGCAGGGCAAGGAGGUGGGGGAGACGCUGCUCUACUAUGGCUGCCGCCGCUCGGACGAAGACUACCUGUACCGUGAGGAGCUGGCCGGGCUCCACCAGGACGGCUCCCUCACCCAGCUCAACGUGGCUUUCUCCCGGGAGCAGCCCCACAAGGUCUACGUGCAGCACUUACUGAGGAGGGACAAGGAGCACCUGUGGCAGCUGAUCCACGAGGGCGGGGCCCACAUCUACGUCUGUGGGGACGCUCGGAACAUGGCGAGGGACGUGCAGAACGCCUUCUACGACAUCGUGGCCGACGGGGGGCCCAUGGAGCACGCCCAGGCCGUGGACUACAUCAAGAAGCUGAUGACCAAGGGCCGCUACUCCCUGGACGUGUGGAGCUAGGGGCCGCCCGGCCUGCCCCUGCCCCUCGGGCCCCUGCAGACUUGCUUCCCCAUGUAAUCACUUCCCUCGCUCCCUGGGUGUCCUGGGUGGUUUCUGCACGGCCUUGCCCCCGGGGAGCAGAGACUGGUCCAGGCCCCAGGCGCACACCGGCCCCGGGUCAAGGGUGUGUAUUUUGUAAACACUUCAGGCCCUCGGGGGCCGUACAGAAGGGGCUCUUCUCAGCUGAGCUGGGCCCCAAGCCCCUCCACAUUAUUUUCAAUGACUGUAAAUAAUUUUAAAUAAUCUCUGGUCCUUGGAAUAAAGUUCUGUUUUCUGUA
Molecule: messenger RNA, 2099 nt
Organism: Callorhinus ursinus (northern fur seal)
Lineage: Eukaryota; Metazoa; Chordata; Mammalia; Carnivora; Otariidae
Source: RefSeq, a predicted model, not a curated record